GUAUCAAUUAAAUAUAGGAAAAUUUUAGAUGUACCAUUAAGGUUUGACUUAAUUUUCAAAAUACCCUUGUUGAAUUUUGAAGUUCAAAGCUUAUGUUUUAAGGGCACCUUAAGAAACUAAUGCACUUAAAUUUCGGUGUAUGAUAAAGAUAUUUUGAGCCCAGACACAAAAUUCAGAAGUAUCUAAAAAAUUCCCUGAGGGGUAAUUUAAAAAUUACGUUAAACCUCAUGGAGGAAAUUUCCUUUAAAUAAAAAAGGCAACACCAAUUAUAAUAUUGGCCUAUGGUGUGCUCUAUGCGGCCAAUAGCAUGUCAUCAUCAACUCUACAAGUAAGGUACAUUUUUCUAUUAAAAAUCUGGAACAAAUAAAGAAUAAAAAUAAAACAAUUGAAGAUCAUAUUGAUUUGAGUGAAACAUCGAGGAAACAAUUCAAAGAAGAUGAUGUAUGACUAAUUGACUAGCCAGUACAGUGUGUAGAGGAACAUAAAAAAAAGAAGAUAAAUGAAAAACGUAUAGUUUAUCGACAAAAAAAAAAAAAAAAAAAAAAAAAAACAUAAGGAAGACCAUAGUGGGAGCAACAUCGCGACGGAUCCAAACAAACCACUGAAGCAAACAUCUCAAACUGUUAACACGGUUCGAGAUGUUCAUAAAGGGCUUUAUUUUUUCUAUUUUUCGCUUUAUUUUUUCUUUGUUUCCCCGGUUUCUUGUGCGUCGUCCAGUUAUUACCAAUGAUGUGAACGCACAAGAAGAGACUCCUUUGCACCACCUCGCCCGUAAGAACGGCUACAAUGAGGCCGCUGCUAAUCCUACUGGUGAAAUACAUAGGCUUAUACUACAAAGCGGGACUUGUGAUAUAGAAAUGAGUCUCAGAAGAAGAGCGGAUUCAGCCACUGAUCAGGAUCAUGAUACACUUUACAUGGCGGCCAAAGAAGGAAGAGAGGAUGUGGCCCUGCAAAUCCUGAAAAAUGUGGGUGAAGCCAUAAUACUUUACAAGGACAAAGAUGAUAAUCGCACUGCCUUCCAUGUUGCUGCAAUUAAAGGCCAAGAUCGUUUGCUAAAGAAGAUGUCUAAGUCAAUGUCCAGUAAAUGCGAUAUGAAAAGGUUGAUACUUCAGGGCGACAAGUACAAAAACAACCCUUUACACUACGCCCUUAUAGGUGGUCAUGAGAAGACCGCUCGGUACUUGGUCGAGGAGGCACCAAGAGCCGCGUACAAACAAAACCAUGACGGAGACUCGCCGCUAUUUCUAGCCGUAGUAAACGAUUAUCCGGAUCUGGUUGGGUACAUGAUUAGAACUGAUCUCUCUCAUGGUAUCAGAAACGAUCUUCUUGACCAUGCCAAGAGAAUCUCACUUGCACAUACUGCCCUCAGAAAGAGAAAUCAAGCUGUGUUUCAAGCACUAUUGGGGGGCCUACCUGAACUCAUCGAUGUACCAGACAGAAAAGGUUGUAAGCUGCUUUCUUUUGCAGCGUUCAUAGGUUGCCUCAAUGAAAUGCGCUACAUUCUCCAAACAUUUCCAGAUUCUAUAAUGAAAAAUGAUGAAGAUGGUUCAUUACCUAUUCAUAAAGCAGUUGCUGGAGGACACGUCAACGUUGUCAAGGAGUUAAUAUUGUGUUGCCCUCAGUUACUACAUGUCAUUGACAAAAAGGGUCGAAACAUUAUUGAGUUAGCAACUUUGUAUCAGAGUAACGAUGUGCUCGCGUAUUUAAAUGAGGAACAACAAUAAUUGAGGAGAAACUGAAUAUUGUUGUGAAAUAAAGGUAACACAAAGAUUGUAGAGUGAAAGUAACAAAAACUGAAUAUUGUUGUGAAAUAAAGUUAAUCUUAUUAGUAACCCAA
This is a messenger RNA of Beta vulgaris subsp. vulgaris (sugar beet), 1837 nucleotides long. RefSeq names its product protein ACCELERATED CELL DEATH 6. The transcript is spliced from 2 exons. Lineage: Eukaryota; Viridiplantae; Streptophyta; Magnoliopsida; Caryophyllales; Amaranthaceae. Gene Ontology annotation, molecular function: protein binding. The coding region runs from base 639 to 1724 and encodes 361 amino acids. The record is from RefSeq and is a predicted model, not a curated record.